CGCACAUCUCUAGUACUUAUUGGUGCCUCCAAUUUUUUUUCGCAACGGAUGAGUGGUCGACGUGUUGACACACCGCGUUUCCCUCGCGCGUUAAUAUGCGCUAGAAUUUUCUCUAUUGUGCUUUGUUUCGGCGUGGGAAACGUGACGGACAAAAGAACGCGCGACAACCAUGCUGGACCUCUUCGCACCUAUCAAGUGCCUUCUACGGGAAGAAUCCGUCUGCAUUGACAAUGUGAUUUUCAGGUUACAUUCGCGUGUAACCGUCCUUCUAUUGGUCGUUUGCACCAUCCUCGUGACCGCCAAGCAGUACAUCGGCGAGCCAAUCUCUUGCAUGACCGAUGGCACCAUCGACAAGGAUUCCGUGAAUGCGUACUGUUGGAUCUACAGCACGUUCACAGUGUCUCGACAUCUGAACGGCGUUCCUGGCCAGAGUGUCGCGAGUGCUGGCGUAGGACAGGCUCUCCCCGAUGAUGAAGCCCGUCAUCAUCGAUAUUAUCAGUGGGUCUGCUUCGUCCUCGGCUUGCAGGCGAUCCUGUUUUAUGUGCCGCGCGCGUUAUGGGGCGUCUGGGAGAGAGGCACCGUGGGCUCGCUCUCGCGAGACCUCGCGUCCCCGUUCCUGCGAGACGUCUGGACCGCGGAGAGGAAGCAGCAGCUUGUGGACUACUUCACCAGGACGCAUCUGCACGGUCACAAUUUCUACGCUCUCCGUUUCCUCGCAUGCGAACUGCUGAACUUCUUAAAUUCGGUGAGUGCGACUCUCCCUCCCUUCUCCUCCCACCCCCCACCCAUCUCUUUCGCGAGCGACAAAAUGACUCGCGAGGAGGAUCCUUCCGAGAGGAUCAGCGCGGCCGCUGUUAAUACUUACAGUCAGUCAGCCGAGAUUGUGACGUCCGAGGCGAAGAAAUUGCCCGGAAAUAAACAUGCGCUGGGCGAGAUCGCUAAUCUCGGCGCGGCUUUUUAUCGUGCGAGACAGAUGGGGCAGAUAUAUCUGCUGGACGUGUUCCUGGAGGGGCAAUUCAGGCGAUACGGGCCCUUAGUGAGCGCGUUCGCCCUGGAGGAGAACCCUUACGACCGGGUCGACCCGAUGGCGCGGCUGUUCCCGAAGAUGACCAAGUGCACGAUUCACAGCUUCGGGCCGGCGGGCUCCGUGCAGACCCACGACGCGCUCUGCGUGUUGCCGUUGAACGUGGUGAAUGAGAAGAUCUUCGUCGUGCUGUGGUUCUGGCUGGUGUUCCUCGCGGCCGCCAGCCUCCUCGCAGUGGUGUACAGGAUCAUAGUCUUCUCGCAGUCCUGGACGAGGGUGUACCUGCUACGCGGUGCGGCUCGCGUCCUCCGAAGAUCUAAGGCCGAGCGUGUCGUACGGGUGUUCCACUUCGGCGAUUGGUUCCUGCUGCAGCAACUCGCAGAGAACGUCAAUCCGCUCGUGUACCAGGAGCUGGUUAACGAGAUAGCGAAAGCGUUCGCGACGAAGAGUUUCACGAACUUAGCCUAGAUCGUCUCGAUCUUGCCUAAGUAGUAUUACUCGGAACUCAAUUUACGGAACUCCGAAUGCUCCCGCAGAGCGCAAACACUCAACUGGGCACUCUCGGAUUGAACAUCCGGCUGUCAGGAAAGAAAGGGAAACAGGAAACAGAGAGAAGGAUCAGAUUCAUGUCGAGAAAGACCUGUA
Messenger RNA from Harpegnathos saltator (Jerdon's jumping ant), 1669 nucleotides. Its product is annotated as innexin inx2. Gene Ontology annotation, biological process: phototransduction. The coding region runs from base 170 to 1492 and encodes 440 amino acids. NCBI's taxonomy places the organism in Eukaryota, Metazoa, Arthropoda, Insecta, Hymenoptera, Formicidae. Gene Ontology annotation, molecular function: gap junction channel activity. The transcript has 5 exons. The record is from RefSeq and is a predicted model, not a curated record. Gene Ontology annotation, cellular component: gap junction; plasma membrane.